Molecule: messenger RNA, 1005 nt
Organism: Rhodamnia argentea
Lineage: Eukaryota; Viridiplantae; Streptophyta; Magnoliopsida; Myrtales; Myrtaceae
Product: probable sugar phosphate/phosphate translocator At2g25520
Exons: 1
Coding region: 59-988 (309 amino acids)
Cellular component (GO): endosome; trans-Golgi network; Golgi apparatus
Molecular function (GO): antiporter activity
Source: RefSeq, a predicted model, not a curated record
ACCGCCGCCACCGCCUCCGCCUCCCCAAAACCCUGCCUCUGCCACUGCCGCAGCCGCCAUGGCGCUCUCGAUGGAGGUGGUGAAGAAGGUGGCGAUCUCCUACGCCUACGUGGCCAUCUGGAUCUCCCUCUCCUCCGCCGUCAUCGUGUUCAACAAGUACAUCCUGGACGCCAAGCUCUACGCCUGGCCCUUCCCCAUCUCCCUCACCAUGAUCCACGUGGCCUUCUGCUCCUCCUUCGCCUACCUCCUCGUCCAGGUCUUCCAGGUCGUCAAGCCCGUCACCACCAUGACCGGCCAAUUCUACCUCAAGAACGUCGUCCCCACCGGCGCCCUCUACGCCCUCUCCCUCUGGUUCUCCAACUCCGCCUACAUCUACCUCUCCGUCUCCUUCAUCCAGAUGCUCAAGGCCCUCAAGCCCGUUGCCGUCUACUCCAUCGGCAUCUCCCUCAAGAAGGGGACCUUCAGAUCGAACACCAUGGCCAACAUGAUCUCGAUAACCCUAGGCAUCGCCAUCGCCGCCUACGGCGAGGCCAAGUUCGACGCCUUCGGGGCGUUCCUGCAGCUCGGUGCGGUGGCGUUCGAGGCCACCCCCCUAGUCCUGAUCCAGAUACUCCUCACCUCCGCCGGGAUCACGCUCAACCUGAUCACGUCGCUCUACUACGUCGAGCCGUGCUGCUUCGUGUUCCUGACCUUGCCGUGGGCAGUGAUGGAGAUGCCGAGGCUGAUCCGGACGUCGACCUUCCACUUCGAUUUCCUCGUCUUUGGGAUGACCUCGCUGUGCGCUUUCGCACUGAACCUGGCGGUGUUCCUGCUCGUGGGGAAGACGUCGGCACUCACGAUGAAGGUGGCGGGGGUGGUCAAGGACUGGCUGCUCACCGCCUUCUCGUGGUCGGUCAUCAAGGACACGGUGACCCCGGUGCCGGUGAACCUGUUCGGGUAUGCCAUCGCAUUCCUCGGGGUGGCCUACUACAACCACGCGAAGCUCUAGGCGAUGAAGGCCGCAGA